AUGUUAGAUAUAAAAAUCGAACAACGUGUUAACAUUAAAUUUCUUGUUAAAUUAAAAAAAACUACCGCGAAAUCAUUUCGUAUGUUAUGCGAAGUUUAUGUUGAAGAAUGCUUAUCAAGAGCUCGCGUUUUUGAAUGGCACAGACGAUUUUGCAGUGAAAGAGAGGACAUCGAAGACGAUGAUCGUUCUGGACGUCCUACCACAUCUUCAAUAAAAGAAAACGGGUUCCUAGUGGGCAAACUGUCAACCAAUAUUAUUAUAAAGAGGUAUUAA
Messenger RNA from Sipha flava (yellow sugarcane aphid), 273 nucleotides. RefSeq names its product protein GVQW3-like. Lineage: Eukaryota; Metazoa; Arthropoda; Insecta; Hemiptera; Aphididae. The coding region runs from base 1 to 273 and encodes 90 amino acids. The record is from RefSeq and is a predicted model, not a curated record. The transcript is spliced from 2 exons.